Cavenderia fasciculata is the source of this 2823-nucleotide messenger RNA. RefSeq lists its product as uncharacterized. The transcript has 6 exons. The record is from RefSeq and is a predicted model, not a curated record. The coding region runs from base 1 to 2823 and encodes 940 amino acids. NCBI's taxonomy places the organism in Eukaryota, Evosea, Eumycetozoa, Acytosteliales, Cavenderiaceae.
AUGUACGUAGGCUUACAAUCACCACCAACAUCAGUAUUAGAAGAGAAAGGUUUAGAGAGGAUGAAUAACUCUAAAAACACAUCAUCAUCAGUACCUCCUGAAUUUAUUAAUUUCUUUGCAACAUUUAAUGAAGAUGCACAUGUAUCGGAAGUAAAUCGAAAAUUAAACAAAGCUAUAGGUAAUCAAAAUGAUCGAGUAACUCAUUGGAUAUUGCAAAUCUGUGAAGAUAGUUCAAUUAAUGAAAAGACAAAACGUCACGCUUUAGAUUUUUUAAAAGAUUGUAUUAAUAAUUCAUGGUCACAUUUCGAUAGUGAAACAAGGGAAUUUAUCCAAAUAGAGUUGAUUAGAUUUAUAAAGGUUGAGCAACCGACCUCUGUUUUAAAAGGCAUUACAGAUUCAAUGUCUGCUAUUUAUAAUAGAGGUGACUGGAAAGAAAUAUUUAAUUUUAUGGAAACAUCAACAAAAGUACAAAAGAAUGAUAAUUUAAAGGGAAAUGCACUUGUUGUACUGGGAUCAGUUUAUACUGCAGAUAAAAAUAGAUCAAAGGAAAUGGCAUUGUUGAUCGAGAGGGCGUUGCAAGGAUGUUUAAAAGGUGAUCAAUCGGACAAGGUUAAAUACAAGGCACUACGAACAGCAACGUUGGUCAUGAACUCGGCACCGUACCCACAAAAACUAAUCUUUCAACGUCUGACGGAUGAUGUGAUUCCAGUGUUGGAAUAUGCCAUCAAACAAAAGGACGACUCUGCCAAAGGUCUGGUUAGUUUCCUCGUGGACGAUGUCAAACAUAAACAGCGGUUGUGGAUCACGGAAUCGCAGGUCACCAAUUUUUCCGAUGCCUUUCUUCGUGCAUUGGACGAGAAGUCUGACAUUAGCAAAGAGAUUUACAACCAACUCUUUACUAUCAUUUACGUCUCGAUCGUGGCAAAUGACAAUGUUUGGAAAAAUGCAGAUCAAAGGAUUGAUAAAUUGGUCGAUAUGGCAUACAAAUGGAUGGCAAUCUUGGCAACUACUACUUUGGAGUUGAAGGAGUGGGAAAGAAGAGUAUUCCCCGUCGAAUCUGAAGUUGAACAACUAGCCAUCUUUAAACAGCUGCCUCAUCAUGAAUGCCUGGGUAAUAGAGCCAUCUCCAUUUUCCUAAAAAAAAUACCAAAUCUUUUAAAAUCACCUGAUUGGAGUGUUAGAUGUAUUGCUAUAGAAUCAAUAACGCCAACGGCCAAAACAAUCUCUCCAAAUUUAAUUACAAAAGAUUUUAUGAGAUGUUUAUUAGAUAGAUCAAAAGAUGAAGAUCCAAGAGUUCAAUGGGCUUUGGGUGAUUUAUUGUGUUCAUUUAAGGAUACUAUUACUGAAUCCUAUUCCUCAGAAAUUUUUGAAUCCCUAGGUUAUUUGGUAAGACAUACCAAUGCUAAUCGUAGCCGCAUUGUCUUUUGUAGUUUCCUUACCACUUUUAACAAGGUUGGAAACGUUCAAAUCAAACACAAAGAUACCAUCAUUAGUAACUUGGAGUAUCUUGUAAAUCUUGGAGAACCUUCUGUCAAUGAAUAUGUAUUGAUUAAUAUUAUCUAUAUGAUUAGAGAUAAAAAAAUUGAUUUUAAACCUUAUUAUAAAUUAUUUUCUAAAGAGACUAUCAAAUUAAUUACAAAUAUUGUUAUUGAAUCGAGAAUUCGUAAUGUUGCAUUGGAUGCAUUGGUAGAAUUAGCAACAACACAAACUGGUGACAAGAAAAUGUUGAAAAGAGACGUUUACCAAAUGAUGCAAACAAUGGCAACCGACAUCGAUGGCUAUGUUGGCGUAGAAAAGAAAUUCUUUCUUGCAUUGGAAGAGAUUUGCAAAGUGUUAAAGAGUGAUUUUGCAUUGUACUUGCCAUUUACAAUCAAACUCAUUCUAGGCUAUUGCUUUAAACAAAAUCGUCCAAAUGAAAAAAAGAUUAUGGGUCUACGGUUGCUGUGUGCGAUAUGCGAGCAUGUCGAUGCCAAGUUGUUGACACCAUACUUUGAAAGCCUUGUGUUUAUUCCCAAAAUGGUUGUCGACGAACACUUUGAAGUCCACGGGCGUGCAUGUGUCCUGACCCCACACCUAUACAACAUUUGCCGCCACAAAUUUGGCCCACUCGCAACAAAAACAAGAUCCUACUAUAAUCUGUUCUUUUUGGAUCUCGUCUCGUCAAGAGAUACUUGGUCGACGGUCAAAAUCGAACAUUCGACAGAGCUAGUGGAGAUGUCCGGCUAUUACGGACUGUCGAAAGCCCAAAUGAUGGACAUCACCAGCCAAUCCUUUAUAACUCUUAUUGACAAGAUCUCAUUGGGCAACCAACCAGAACCUGGAUCUCGAAACAAACUUUUCGAAAGAGCGUCAGAGUUGAUAGCAACAACAAUCGAACUCAACCGUCAAAAUGCUGUUCCUGCCAUCGAAACGGCCCUGCCAUCUUUUGCCAAGGCAAUUCGAGACAACCCAAUGUGCAGACCCAAAUUGUCUGACACAUGUGUGUCUUACUGUCUCUUUGCUCAACCAAAGCAAGUCAGUGAAUCCACUCAACUCAUUUUACCCAUUAUCCUCGCCCAAAUGUCCUCGCUCAAUCAAGACGUUGAAGCUACCCACAAAUAUCUUGAAGCACUCAACAAGAUUGCGCUGUCUAGUACACUCAAAAAAAUUGAAGUCCAUCUCAAACAAAUGGUUUACCAAAUUAAAAGAGUCAUGUCUGCAACCUCUCGUAAGGGUGCCUCGGAAAAAGAAAAGGAAAAUAAUCAGUUGGCCAAUGAUAUAUUCUCUUUACUUGCUGGUAAAUUUAAAAAUAACAAAAGUUUGGCUUCAAUGUUUAAAAAAUAA